Chenopodium quinoa (quinoa) is the source of this 1748-nucleotide messenger RNA. RefSeq names its product protein PAM71, chloroplastic-like. The record is from RefSeq and is a predicted model, not a curated record. Gene Ontology annotation, cellular component: chloroplast thylakoid membrane; Golgi apparatus. Gene Ontology annotation, molecular function: manganese ion transmembrane transporter activity; calcium ion transmembrane transporter activity. The transcript is spliced from 12 exons. Gene Ontology annotation, biological process: calcium ion transmembrane transport; manganese ion transmembrane transport; Golgi calcium ion transport. The coding region runs from base 396 to 1553 and encodes 385 amino acids. NCBI's taxonomy places the organism in Eukaryota, Viridiplantae, Streptophyta, Magnoliopsida, Caryophyllales, Amaranthaceae.
UUCAUUUUCAAAAUCAAACCAAACAUAUGAAUCAAGUUUGAAAUAUAUACCAUUAUGAUUUCAUCAUUUCCUAAUUCCAAUCCAAUACCAUUAUACGAACAAACGCUUCCAUGGUCGCGUCGCAGGGGAACAUGGACUUAAGGUUUGGGCUUAUAAUAACAGGCUUCCUAUCUAGGAGUAAUCGGACCUCCAAAAACUAUUUGUAAAAAAAAACGUCAAAAAAUUUUCAAACAAAAAGGUGUACACAUUGAAAACGUCUCAAUCCACUCAAACGCUAUCAUCAAAUGAUCACAAAAUUUGAAAGCUUUGGAUAUGGAGCACACACCCACAAAAACUCACUUCCACCCUUAUUUACACACAGAAAAACGAAGAGAGAGAAAAUCCAUUGAAGGAGGAUGAGGACGAUGAUGCUCUCUGCAUCUCCUCAACCACUUUCUGGAACCUUCAAACUCAACAAUGGCGGAAGUUCAUUUAAUCAUACUUUCAAUCCUUUCAACUUGCGUCGCCGAAUUCCCUGCUUAUUUCAAUUUAGAGCUCUAAGCAAGAAGUACAACCCUAUGCAGGAAAAGGAUUUUCAAUUAUUUGGACAAAAAGCGCACAUAUUCAAUGAGCCUGAGUGCAGGCUCAAUGAAAAUGGGAAUCCGCAUCAAAUUGCCGACUUGUGCGAGGACCAAUAUGAUUUUUGUGCUUCAAAUUUAUCUACUUCGAAUCAGUGCAGAGCAGAUGAGAUUAUUGCUGCGAUGGACAAUUCAACCUUCGAUAAAUCAACACGGCAAUUGCUAAAGUUUGUUUUUCUCUUUGGGAUGCUCACAGUCCAGGGUGCUGAAAACGCAAGUGCUACUUCAAAUGUGAUGGACAACUUACAGUCAGCAAACUUCUUUGGGGACCUUAGUGACAUUAGCACAGGUUUCGCUUCAGCAUUCUUGCUGAUCUUCUUUUCUGAACUUGGGGACAAGACCUUCUUUAUUGCAGCAUUAUUAGCUGCCAGAAAUUCUGCUGCAGUUGUUUUCGCAGGCACUUUUGGUGCACUUGGGAUCAUGACUAUAAUAUCAGUGCUACUGGGUAGGACUUUUCACUAUAUUGAUGGUGUCCUUCCAUUCAGUUUUGCUGGUAGUGAUUUGCCUAUUGAUGAUAUUGCUGCAGUCUGUCUCCUUGUGUAUUUUGGGGUCACGACACUGAUUGAUGCCAGUUCAAGUGACAGUCAAAAGGCUGAAGAUGAACAGAAAGAGGCUGAGCUGGCAGUGUCUGAGUUUUCUGGAAAUGGUGCUGGGAUCUUAGCAGCUGCAGGCACAAUUGUUAGUACAUUUGCAUUGGUUUUUGUUGCUGAAUGGGGUGACAAAUCAUUCUUCUCGACAAUAGCACUUGCUGCAGCCUCAUCGCCACUUGGAGUCAUUGGUGGAGCUCUUGCUGGUCAUGGAGUAGCAACCUUGCUUGCUGUAGCAGGGGGAUCCUUGCUGGGUAAUUUCUUAUCUGAAAAGGUAAUCUCAUACGUUGGAGGUGUUCUAUUUCUCGUUUUUGCCAGCAUAACAUUGAUCGAGAUAAUUCAUGGUUAGACACUUCUGUUUGUAUAUUGGGAUGGACAAUGAUCCUGUGUUGCCAAUUUGUAGAAAAGCAAUGUGGGUUCUUUCUAACUGAUUAUGUUCAUCUCAAUGUCAUUUCCUCAUUCUUUUUUUAUUCAUUGAUCUCCAUCACUUGUACUCUAAUCUUGUUCUUUAAGAUUCGUUCUGCCCGAUGUCUCCAUUUUUCCA